AUGCUCGACGCAAUGAGUCCCGCAACACGUCUACUUGACGAACACCUUAGGGAAGGGGGUUACCAAAAAUGGGGUUGGGUGAUCUAUCGCUCCACGUAUCAAAACGACGAAGACUGGAACUACUUCAAGGGGGUGAUUACGGAGGCAAUGCGCAAAUCCAUCGAGUACCAUAAGACUCUAGGUCUCGAUCACUCUCUGAAUCAAAGUCUGAGUUUGACAUUCCUUGAGGACCGGCCCAACUUUGAGAAUGUAUCAAAGGAUCAGCUUCGCGCGCACUUUCAGGAGUGGGCUCAGCGUGCGUACUAUGCUGAAAACGCGCGACCGUUUGAAGAAUUCAACCCCGACCUAGCGACCGCACCUAGAUACCGGUACUUUAUCCAGAUUGACGAAAAGUCUCUGCAAAGCCUUCUUCAUGACACCGAAAGUGGUCCUCGGUUGAAGGGUCUACAAAGUAAUGGCUAUGUGAAUUUUGUGGAUGGCUGGUGGAAUCAUUGA
Penicillium mononematosum is the source of this 495-nucleotide messenger RNA. RefSeq lists its product as uncharacterized. Lineage: Eukaryota; Fungi; Ascomycota; Eurotiomycetes; Eurotiales; Aspergillaceae. The record is from RefSeq and is a predicted model, not a curated record. Bases 1 to 495 code for a protein of 164 amino acids. The transcript has a single exon.